AACCGCUUUGGCUAAAAUCACCGGCGCACAAUCUGUCCGUCAUUUACCCUUCAUGCCAGCAUCUCUGCGUCUGUAAGACUCGGGGUAUUCCUAACAUGGACCUGGAUGACGUUACAGCUGAAAUCCUUUCUGAGUGGAAGAGCCAUGAAAGCGCUUUUGGGGAAGACCGGGACUCGCUUCUGUCCGCAUCACCAGAGUCCUCCAUGGACUCCAUGUGCUCCUCACCGGAGAUGUGCUACUCCAGCGGGAAUCAGGAGCUCAACGAUUUCUCAUUCGGUUUCUCCGGACGCAGGGCUACAUCGACAGCGCAGAGGCUGGGCAAACCCAAGAUGUCCACCAAAAGACGCAUGAAGGCGAGCGAGAGGGAGAAGAUGCGGAUGAGGAGUCUCGCAGAGGCUCUCCACCACCUCCGCGACUACCUGCCGUCAGACUACAGCAAAAGAGGCCAACCCCUGACCAAAAUACAAACCCUUAAAUACACUAUUGAAUACAUCAACCAGCUUUCAGGCAUCCUGAGCCGCGCGUAACGAAAGCAUAUGGACCACUUUUACGCGUCAGGUGUAGGCCUCCUCUAUUCUGGACAUUUGAUGGAGUUAGUAGUUGUAUCGCUCAUAAGAUGUGCAACAUCUUUUAGACAACGUGAUCAUUCAGUUUCAUUUCAUUAUGUUUCACUCUUUGUUUUUUUUGCCCUUCUCUUGGUGUAAAUAUUGUUUUUAGUGGGCACUUUAUUUUUGUACAUGAGACUGCCUUGAUUGAAAUAUGAAUUAAAUCUUUUAAAGAAAGA
This is a messenger RNA of Labrus bergylta (ballan wrasse), 784 nucleotides long. RefSeq names its product mesogenin 1 (gene msgn1). The record is from RefSeq and is a predicted model, not a curated record. Gene Ontology annotation, molecular function: RNA polymerase II cis-regulatory region sequence-specific DNA binding; DNA-binding transcription factor activity, RNA polymerase II-specific; protein dimerization activity. Gene Ontology annotation, cellular component: nucleus. Gene Ontology annotation, biological process: mesoderm formation; regulation of transcription by RNA polymerase II. NCBI's taxonomy places the organism in Eukaryota, Metazoa, Chordata, Actinopteri, Labriformes, Labridae.